Colletotrichum tamarilloi is the source of this 1641-nucleotide messenger RNA. RefSeq names its product calcium/proton exchanger. The record is from RefSeq and is a predicted model, not a curated record. Gene Ontology annotation, cellular component: fungal-type vacuole membrane. Gene Ontology annotation, biological process: calcium ion transmembrane transport; intracellular calcium ion homeostasis. NCBI's taxonomy places the organism in Eukaryota, Fungi, Ascomycota, Sordariomycetes, Glomerellales, Glomerellaceae. Gene Ontology annotation, molecular function: calcium:proton antiporter activity. The transcript is spliced from 3 exons. The annotation marks the transcript as partial.
GAUUCGGGCGCACAAAUUAUCAGGUCGCCCUAUCCCGCGCGUGGAUCGUCACUCCCUUGUCUCUUUCUUUUUCCAUUCUCGCCUUUUUCUAGUACUCGCCGGACGCCUUACCCUCAAAAUCCGAUCCGGCUUCCCAUCUGUCACAUCCACGAACCGCGCGACAGGAAAUUCUUCUUCUUCAUACUGGUCAGGGCUCCGGCUAAUUAUGACGGCGCCAUGUCCGACGAUUCAGCCAACCAACAUUUCCGCGGACAGGUCCGCUCCUGGGGCACAGCCAACAAGCCCAACGGCCGCGAAGGCGACGUGAACGAGAACUCGCCUCUUCUUUCAAAUGGCAACCACUCAGGAACCCACGAUAGCCACAUUGUCAACGGCGACGGCGGCAACAAGACCCUGAAGUUCCUCUUCAACGCGACACAGACACCCGGCACCGAUAGCCCCAAUGCUGCCGUAAGAUACUCAUCGCACGCCUGGCAUGUCACCAAGGUGUCGCUCCUCAGCAACUAUGUCAACUUCCUGCUUGUCAUGGUGCCUAUUGGCAUUGUGGCCGGAAAGUUGCACUGGAGCCCAGUCGCCGUCUUCACCAUUAAUUUCUUCGCUAUUAUCCCCCUCGCUGCUGUUCUGUCCUUUGCCACUGAGCAAAUUUCGAUGAAGCUGGGCGAGGCCCUCGGAGGCCUGCUCAACGCUACCUUUGGAAACGCCGUCGAGCUGAUUGUCAGCAUUGUCGCCUUGAAGGAGGGUCAAAUCGAGGUUGUCCAGUCAUCUAUGCUGGGCUCCAUUCUCUCUAACCUGCUGCUUGUCAUGGGCAUGUGCUUCUUCUUUGGUGGAAUCGUCAACAUGCGCGACAGAGUUACUGGCCAGGGCAUGGAACAGAGCUUCGCCUCUGCUACGGCGCAGACCACUUGCUCGCUGAUGACGCUGUCAUCAGCAUCGCUGGUCAUCCCCGCCACGCUCUACUCGGUCCUCGACAAGGCCGAAAGCGCCGAGAAGGAGCACAGCAUCUUGGUACUCUCCCGCGGUACCGCCAUCAUCCUGCUGUUACUUUAUGUCUUGUACCUCUGGUUCCAGCUGCGCACUCACCCCAACCUCUUCGAUGCCGAGACCCAGCACCACCACGAGGAGGAAGUGGAGGAGCCGAUCAUGGGCCCUAUUGCGGCGGCCGUCGUUCUCGUCGUUACCACUGUCCUGGUCGCCAUCUGCGCCGAUUACCUCGUCGAAAGCAUCGAUCCCAUUGUCGAAACCGCCCACAUCAGCAAGAAUUUCAUUGGUCUUAUUCUUAUCCCCAUCGUCGGUAACGCGGCAGAGCACGUCACAGCCGUCGUUGUUGCUAUCCGCAACAAGAUGGACCUUGCUAUGGGUGUUGCCAUUGGCUCUAGCAUCCAGAUCGCCCUUCUCGUUACCCCGUUCUUGGUCAUCCUCGGAUGGGCUGUUCUCGACAAGCCCAUGACUCUCCACUUUGAGACUUUUGAGACUGUCGCCUUCGCAUUCUCUGUCCUGGUCGUCACGUACACUGUCCAGGACGGCAAGUCCAACUACUUGGAGGGUGCCAUGUUGCUUGGCCUGUACAUCAUUAUCGCCUUGGCCUUCUAUGUCAGCCCUAGCGACGCUAUCGAUCGGGUGCUGUCCGUUGUUCAGGGUUGA